Molecule: messenger RNA, 936 nt
Organism: Pneumocystis murina B123
Lineage: Eukaryota; Fungi; Ascomycota; Pneumocystomycetes; Pneumocystales; Pneumocystaceae
Exons: 8
Coding region: 77-871 (264 amino acids)
Molecular function (GO): NADH dehydrogenase activity
Source: RefSeq, a predicted model, not a curated record
GAAUGAACAAAUAAUAUUUUGAUUUUGAUUGAGUUUUUAAUAGUCGACGAGGUUUGGAACUUGAAACAUAUAAAAAAUGAUAAAACGAUUUUUUCUUACAAAAGAUGUUACUUUAAAUUCAUCUCGCUCUCUUUCUCCUAAUAAGAAUGUUUUGAAAAGCUGCAUGAGAUAUCUUUUAUAUAAACCAAGAUCUUGUUUUUUUCAUAAUAAUAUUAUACAAAGUCGUAUAUCUUUUAAUCAUAUAAAUACUCCAGAGAAUAAUCCUGAUAUCCCAUUCGAAUUUACUCCAGAGAAUUUGAAGCGUUCCAAGGAAAUAAUUAAUAGAUAUCCUAGUGAAUGGAAAAAAGCUGCUGUUAUGCCGCUUCUUGAUUUAGGACAACGUCAAUUAGGCUAUACUAGUAUUAGUAUUAUGGAUUAUGUUGCGAAGCUUUUAAAUAUUCCAAAAAUGCGUGUUUACGAAAUAGCAACCUUUUAUACAAUGUAUAAUCGUCAACCCGUAGGAACUUUAGUGCAGGUUUGUACAACAACACCAUGUCAGCUUUGCGGAUCAGAUCAAAUUCUAAAAGCUGUACAAGAUUAUUUAGGAGUUUCACCUGGCGGUACUACAUCUGACGGCAAAUUUACACUUAUGGAAAUGGAAUGUGCAGGGGCAUGUGUUAAUGCUCCUCUUUUUACUGUCGGCGAUAAUUAUUAUGAAGAUCUUGAUCCUAAUACUUGUAUUGAGAUUCUAAAAAUGAUAAGAGCGGGUAAAUUCCCAAAACAUGGUCCACAAUCUGGUCGUAAAAGUUGUGAGCCUAAAUCGGGGCUUACAUCUCUUACUGAUGAACCAUGGACUUCUUCUACUGUGCUUCGGAAAGAUGGUGCUUUAUAAUGAAAUGUUUGGUUGUGUUUUAAUGUUUUUGUAUUUUUUAUAAUAAUAUAUUUUAAUUUUUUUGC